Molecule: messenger RNA, 2451 nt
Organism: Desarmillaria tabescens
Lineage: Eukaryota; Fungi; Basidiomycota; Agaricomycetes; Agaricales; Physalacriaceae
Exons: 3
Coding region: 429-2237 (602 amino acids)
Source: RefSeq, a predicted model, not a curated record
GUAGUGUGAGUAUCUCCCAGUUCCGCCCCUUACCCCAGGCCAUCUAACAAAAUUACAGGUCAGAUGUCAAAGAACGGAUAAGCCUUACAGAGAGGAGGCAGCAAUACUUUGUAAGACAUUAUUGAUCGUGUUCAGUUCGGAUCGCGGGAUUCGAUCGCGUCAGGUCAGGUGACGACGCGUCUACCAAACAGGAGCAAUCGUUGCCACUGCUGCUUCUUCGUCGCACAACCUCCAAAUUCUAAUUCUGACCCGAAUUUGAUCCAAAUCCGACUACCUCUCGGGAUACUCUACAACUGUACUGUGCCGUUCGGAGGCAUCAUUGACUCACAGUACUGUGCAUUUUUUCUACAGCGUUGUCCUGUUCGCUAACCACCAUCUUCUAGCUAAAUCCAGCGUUCUAGCGCUCUGAAUGUCUGCGGUCGACGUAAAUGGCUGCAUUAUAUCUUCAUAAUGCAAUUUUUUCCCCCGAGCCAGCAGAAUUGCCACCCUCACAUUCGCGGACAAUCUCGACGGCGACGUUGAGGACUAUCGCUUCAGAUAACUCUCAUCCGACGGAACCGCUACUGAAUCCAUUGUACUCUGGUUCAGCGUAUCUCGACCUUCUCGAGCGACAGCCAACUCAUCCUCGAGGUCCGAGUCCAGGGUGGGAUAUGGGGUUGUCCCUUGACGACACACCAACAGUAAGGGAACGCAAGGGGUACUGGGAAAAGGCUGUUCGCCGGCGUUUAAAGGUUCUAAAGCUAACCGUGUCGGUAUUCGAAAUGGUCAUGGGUGCCUGGGCCAUUUACAACACGGUCCGAUAUUUUCUGGCCUUUGCUGUUUACCAGUCUAUCACCGGUCAGGACGUUUCUCUCGCCCUAGGGACCAGUACAGCUGUCUCCGCAACGUUUUUGUUAUGCCGUGUCAUCGUGUCUUUCUUCCAGACCCAGUUGAUACGCGCUCACGUUCAUCUGCAUUCAAUUCUCCUCACACGAACCAUAUUUCGCUUCCUUGCAUCUAUAUUCCUGUUGGGACCUGCGAUCGUCGCGUUUGCAUUAACAUUCGUUUGGCGAAGUGUUCCCGAAGAGCCUGAACUUAACUUGUCACAACGAUGUGGGCUCGACCUUGAUGUAGUUUGGGUCGUGUCAUCUUCGAGCGCGACGUGUCAGGGCAGAGCGCACAAUUGGGCAUCCUGGCUAGGCUUGUCUAUUCUUCGCAUCUUCAUUACUUUGGCUAUCAUUAUUCCUUACAACUUGUCUUCUUCUGCCUAUCAGGUUACUCGCCGCCCCUCCCAAGCAGCCCGCAGACGCAGGCGCCGCCGCCACCGCCCCGCUAACCCCGAAUCAGUCGAUCAGUCGAUGUCUUCCUCUCCCCUUAUGGCUGCCUCCUUUCAUACCGCGCCCACCACUCAGUCUUCCAAUCCACACUUAUGCUCUACUUCUACCAUCACAUCCUCACCGCGAAUGCAGAAAUCCUUACGAAGUUCACGAAAUACCUCGAUAAGAAGCAUUCCUAUAUCUGAUUCCCCUCCAUCGGAAGAAGACUCAUCCUCCACGGAAACUCACAAUGUCCAUCAUCAUACACCUAUUCCUAGCGGUGAAAAAUCUCGUACAUCAAGUUCGAGUGCCACCCCUCAAACUCCGACACCACCGCUUCCCGUAGUUUUGGACAGUGACCGUGAUCUCUACAACUUUGUCGACCAAUUCCGUUCACUCGUAUCCCAAAUCAGCCGAGAGACCGAUGAAGGUCUAGAAUAUGCUCGUCCUGAUGGGUCUUCGAGUUCUCGUUCCGAAAGCAUGGCGAGUUCGUACUCGUACUCCGCCGCUAUUGGAUACGACGAAUUUGGAAGGCCCUAUCCACCGGAUGAUCAUGUUCGGGUACUGGGAGGAUACGUACGCCGAAUGCCUACGAUUGAGAGUAUUGGUUCGCGUGAGAUGGGCACGACGUCGAGUCUACACACUGUCGAGCGAAUGGCUUCAAUCAGUCGACCACCAACGCGGAACACGCUUCCAAUGUCGAGUGAGCCUCCGAGCCGGUCCAAUAGCUUGCUUAUGAGCGCGUGUGGAGAGCUUGGAGAGCUUGUUGCUGACCACGUGGAUACACGAGGCAGUGCAAGUACUGGUGGGAGCCAACCUUCAACGACGAGUACAAUGUCCUACUAUACUGCGGGGAGUGGGGCUGCGAGUCCAGUGCUGGAGACACACCCGACGAUCGUGGAAGGACUGCAGUACAUCCCAGGGUCUCCUUCUCCGCUCUGAUUCAUCCAUUCUUUUUUUCGGUUUUCUUUCGGACGGAUGAUGGAACAUUGGAGCUUGAUCUAUCCGUAACUUAUCAUCAUUUACUGUGACUAUAGAUUUACUCAAGUCAAUACUGUACUUGUACUCAUCGGUACCCAAUGGUUGUUAUACUAAUCCAGUGAUUUAUUUGCACUGGAAUGCUUUUGUUGAAAUUCGCUGUUGUGUCCCUCAGCGU